AUGACAACCGAAUACGACGUCGCCGUCGUCGGGCUCGGCGCGCUCGGAAGCGCCGCCGCCUACUACGCGGCCCGCAAAGGCGCCAAGGUCAUCGCGUUGGAGCAGUUUGAGCUCGGCCACGUCCGCGGCGCAUCGCACGACACGUCGCGCAUCAUCCGCACCUCGUACGAGGCGCCGCACUACGUCGCGCUCGCCAAGUCGGCCUACCGGGACUGGGCGGACCUCGAAGCCGCCGCCGGCCAGACGCUGACCAGCACGACCGGCGGCCUGGUGUUUCUGCCCGAGGGCGGGCCGCUGUCGCCCGACGCCUUUGCGACAAGCCUGGCGCACAACGACAUACCCUACGAGCUGCUGACGGCGGACGAGGUGCGCGCGCGGUGGCCGCAGUACAGCGUCGCGCAGACGGUGCGCGCCGUGUACACCCCGGACUCGGGCAUCGUGCACGCGGCCAAGGCCGUCAUGGCGAUGCAGCACCUGGCGCGCGUCCACGGCGCGCAGCUCAGGGAGCGCUCGCCCGUCACGGCUGUGAAGCCGCAGGACGGGGGCGGUGUGGUGCUUGAGACGGCCGGGGGCGCGUUUUCCGCCAAAAAGGUCAUCCUGGCGACGGAUGCGUGGACAAACGCGCUGCUGGCGCCGCUGGGCGUCACGAUCCCGCUGCAGGUCUCGCAGGAGCAGGUGACGUAUUUCAAGCCCGCCGACGUGUCCGCGUUUGAGGCCAGCCGGUUCCCCGUGUGGAUCUGGCACGCGGACCCGUGCUUCUACGGGUUUCCCGUGUACGGCGAGCCGACGAUCAAGGUGGGCCAGGACUGCGCGAUGAACCUGAUGACGCCAGAAGAGCGCACGUUUGUGCACUCGCCCAAGAUUCUGGACGAUCUGUGUGCUUUUCUGAAAGGCUUUCUGCCCGACGAGGCGAGGGAGCCGCUGCGCACGGUGACGUGCCAGUACACGACGACGCCGGGACGACAGUUUAUUCUGAGCGCGCUGGGCAGCCAUCCGGAUGUGAUUGUGGCGCUCGGGGCGGCGCACGCAUUCAAGUUUGCGCCGGCCAUUGGGAGGAAUCUGGCCGAGUUGGCGAUGGAUGGACAGAGUACGGAUGACUUGUCCAAGUUUGGCAUGCCGAGCGGUACUGGCGAUGACUGA
Messenger RNA from Cordyceps militaris CM01, 1140 nucleotides. Its product is annotated as FAD dependent oxidoreductase. Gene Ontology annotation, molecular function: sarcosine oxidase activity; flavin adenine dinucleotide binding. The coding region runs from base 1 to 1140 and encodes 379 amino acids. NCBI's taxonomy places the organism in Eukaryota, Fungi, Ascomycota, Sordariomycetes, Hypocreales, Cordycipitaceae. The record is from RefSeq and is a predicted model, not a curated record. The transcript has a single exon.